This is a messenger RNA of Selaginella moellendorffii, 789 nucleotides long. Its product is annotated as gamma-glutamylcyclotransferase 2-3. Lineage: Eukaryota; Viridiplantae; Streptophyta; Lycopodiopsida; Selaginellales; Selaginellaceae. Bases 128 to 697 code for a protein of 189 amino acids. The transcript is spliced from 9 exons. Gene Ontology annotation, cellular component: cytoplasm. Gene Ontology annotation, biological process: glutathione catabolic process. Gene Ontology annotation, molecular function: glutathione specific gamma-glutamylcyclotransferase activity; gamma-glutamylcyclotransferase activity. The record is from RefSeq and is a predicted model, not a curated record.
CAAUGUCGUUGUCCCGCGUGUGAUUGCGAAAGUGUCGAGAGCGGCAUGGGAUCGUGCUGCUACUGCGAUCCUCCUCGUGCUGGGAAUCGGCAUCUCUUGAUGGUGGAGAAGGCGAGGAGGCAGAGCCAUGGUGUUGUGGAUAUUUGGCUACGGAUCUCUCAUCUGGAAGGCCGGAUUCAACUAUGACGAGCGAGUCGUGGGAUUCAUCAAGGGGUACAGGCGCGUGUUCCAUCAAGGGAGCACGGAUCAUCGGGGGACGCCGGAGAAUCCUGGAAGGACGGCCACUCUGGAAGCGCACGAUGGAGGGAUUUGUUGGGGUGCUGCUUAUCGUGUUUCCGGUCACGACAACGAGCAGCUAGUGCUCUCCUACUUGGAUUUGCGUGAGAAGCAGUACGACCGGAAGGUUUUUGUUGAUCUUUACACGGAAUCCUCUUCUGAGCCCGCGAUCACUGAUGUUCUUGUAUACAUCGCAUCUCCGGACAAGAAAAAGAAUCCGAAUUAUUUGGGCCCCGCUGACAUGAAGGACAUGGCAUUGCAAAUAGCGACUUGCGUCGGUCCGUCUGGUCCUAACUACGAGUACAUUUUCAGGUUGGAAGAAGCUCUGCUGGAAAUAGGUGCUCUGGAUGACGAACUCGCCAAACUUUCUUGCGAAGUGCGCAAGACUCUACAGUCUGAGGACACAACGUACCCGUUGUAAGCCCGUAUGGGCGCAUUCUUAUUCAUCUGUUUUGAGAUGGAUUAACCACCAGACAUCAACGAAGUUGACUUGUUCUGUAGUCUUUUCUUUCU